Messenger RNA from Cryptomeria japonica (Japanese cedar), 2230 nucleotides. RefSeq names its product B3 domain-containing protein Os11g0197600. Lineage: Eukaryota; Viridiplantae; Streptophyta; Pinopsida; Cupressales; Cupressaceae. The record is from RefSeq and is a predicted model, not a curated record. The transcript has 5 exons. Gene Ontology annotation, molecular function: DNA binding. Bases 451 to 1851 code for a protein of 466 amino acids.
UUGAAUCCUUACUAUCAUGUCAUAAAAUGACAGAAAUUAUAAUAAAUCUUCAUCCUAAUCCAGAAAAACCCUACAAUCUAUUUUGACUGAAAUGUGAGAGUUGCUUGCAUCACCUACACAGAAUUGUCUUAAGGAUUCUCAGAUUUUGUGUUCUAAUUUGGGCAGCAUAGCAAAGAGAACGAGUUGUGAGCAGCAUCAGGAUACUUAAAACUUAACUUAGGUUUUUCUAUGGGGAAUGAAAUAGCAGCAGGUGAAAUUCGUCCACCCUGCACAGAAAAUUUUAAUAGAACUUUUUUAUUUAUUGAAAAGAUUUAUAUACUAAUUAAAAUAUAAAAAAAUAUACAACAUAGAACAGCAGGUAGAGGAGUCUGAAGAAAUCAACACAGACGGAAAAUAACAGGGUAAAAGCUCUUAUCUUGAGCAAAAACAAGUUACAGCAAGAAUAAAGAGAUGGAGAUGUUUGAUGGGAGUCCUCACUUCUUCAAAGUCAUGGUCGGAGACUUUGCCCACAGAUUGUCUAUUCCCCCUGCCUUCGCUCGAAAACUUAGAAGUGAGAUUGGAAAUGGACAGAAUGGGGUUUUGCAAGGUCCAAAGGGCAUGCGAUGGAAGGUCAAACUAUGUAGUACAAAUACUAGAAUUGAGUUUUUUGGCGCGGGUUGGGAAAUUUUUGUAUAUCAAAAUGCUAUAGAGUUUGGGGAUUUUCUAGUAUUUAAAUACAUCUGUGGGAUUUAUUUCAGAGUUCGGAUAUUUGGGAAAAAUGGGUCUGAAAAAGACAUCCCUAUUUUUCUUUCUGCGAAGAUUCAGAACAAUUGUGAUUCGCAGAAGAGAAGCCCUGAUCUUUCUACUACUAUUCUAAGGAGUUCUGAUCACUUGAUGGAUAGAGAAGUGUAUGUUGAUUUGAAAAGAAAAUCAAUAGCAGACAUCCCUGUUUUUCAUUCUGCGAAGAUUCAGAACGAUUGCAAUUCACGGAAGAGAAGCCCUGAUCUUUUGAGUUCUGAUCGCUUGAUGAACAGAAAAUUGCCUGUUGAUUUGAAAAGAAAAUCAACAGCAGAUGCUGAAAAUGAAGUGAAAAAACCCAAGCUGUCUUCUCUAUGUCAUCCUUCCGAGAGUCCUGAACGUUUACAUCCAUCUCUUACCGAAAAGGAACGUCAAAUAGUUAAAUCUGCGAAGACAAAAACUGAAAAGAAGGAAGGGAUAGAAUUUCAUUAUGUUUCUGGCAGACGACCUAUUAACACAACAGAAAAGGAAAAGGCCCUGGAGGCUGCCAAGUCUUUCGUAUCAGAAAAACCCUUUGGCUUAAUAAUUAUGAAGGAAACAAUGGUAUACCACAUGUUUAGGAUUAGAGCAUCAAAUGCAUUUAUAGAUAAAGUCAAAUUACCAAGAAGAAGUAGAGAAGUGACUCUUGUGGAUCCAAAAAAAAGGGAAUGGCAUGUACGAUUCCGUGGAGAUAUGUCUGAACCUGCCUUGAUUGAUGGAUGGAGAGAUUUUUCAGUUGCCAAUAAUCUUGAGGAAGGAGAUGCCUGCAUUUUUGAGCGGGUAGAUGAUAGCAAACACAAAAUUAAACUUAAUGUGCAUAUUUUCCCUGUUGUCAAAGAAUGUUAUCCUUACAAGUAUAUUAAAGGAAGAAAAAGGAAUGAUAGCCUUCCAUCAACUACAAAUAUGGAAGGGGAUACGGGAAAACCUAGUAAUGAAAGCAAAUUUAUUAAUCUGGAUAAACCAAAAUGUAAACCUUCCAUUUCAGAAAGAAAAGCAGGUUGUAGGCGUAGCCUGAGAUUAGCACAAGCAUGUCAUUUGUCCAAGUGUCCAAAGAAAGAGCUGUGGGAUGAAAUGAAUGUGGUGAUAUUGUCAUAAAGUGACUACUUCUCUAGAUGAUGUGAAUGGCAAUGAUGCUCUGAAGUAGUGCUAGAAGCUGUGCCAUGGUAAACUGAACAGAAGGGAGUUUGAACAGAAGGUUUUAUACUUUGUAUAAUUUCACAUAAAUGUACUUUUCAUUGGAAAUUCUUCAUUAUUUGCUCUUGUAUUAAAGUUUCCCUUUUAACUAAACAUUUCUCUCAUUUUAUCAGUCUAAUAUGCAUAGAGUGAUCGAAUACGAGGUAUAUCAAAAUUUGGCAUUUCAUCUUCUAUUUUUUAGGCUUGCAAUUAAAAGGAAAGACAGUUUUUGUAGUGACAGUCUGCAUUCCUUUAAUAAGGCGUACUCCAUAUAAAAAAGAAUCAGGAGCGCUCCUAGUUC